CUUCACUCGGCAGGAGGGGCUCAGUAUUCACAGAGAGACAAGACAAGGCGGACUUGACUCUACUCCGGAGAUUGUCCCUGGCUACUUCAACCUAGGAAACCCACACUUCUACAAAAUGGCAAGUAAGAUCAUGGAAAGCUUUGGAAAGAAGUUGAUUCGUAGACGAAUUGUUGACUGCAACACAGAUGAAACCCGGUUUGUUAGAUGCCUGACAACAUUAGAUCUAAUUGCACUUGGGGUCGGCAGUACUCUUGGGGCAGGUGUGUACGUUUUAGCAGGUGAAGUAGCCAGGGACAAGGCAGGUCCUGCUAUUGUCCUUUGUUUCUUGAUCUCUGCUCUUGCCUCAGUACUUGCUGGCCUGUGCUAUGCUGAGUUUGGUGCCAGAGUUCCCAAGACUGGAUCUGCUUACCUCUACAGCUAUGUGACUGUGGGUGAAAUAUGGGCUUUUAUAACCGGCUGGAAUUUAAUCUUGUCAUAUGUGUUGGGUACGGCAAGUGUUGCUAGAGCUUGGAGUUCUACGUUCGACAAUCUCAUCGAUCAGAAAAUUUCGACUUUUUUUGAAAGCCACUUGAAUAUGAAUUGUCCUGGUGUACUUGCAACAUAUCCAGACAUAUUUGCAGUCAUCCUAAUCUUGCUUCUUACAGGUCUUUUGGCAUUUGGAGUGAGUGAGUCAGCACUCGUGAACAAAAUCUUUACUGCCAUUAACCUAAUGGUCCUGUGCUUUGUCAUUAUAACGGGCUUUGUAAAAGGUGACAUCAAGAACUGGCAGCUUACAGCAUCUGACUACAAUGAGACUUAUAUCAACAGUACUGAAUCAGGAGGAGGAAAGUUUGGCUCUGGUGGAUUCACUCCUUUUGGAUUUUUUGGGGUUCUCACAGGAGCGGCAACUUGCUUCUAUGCCUUUGUAGGAUUUGAUUGUAUUGCGACUACAGGAGAGGAAGCAAAAAAUCCUCAGAAGUCAAUUCCUAUUGGGAUUGUGGUUUCCCUGCUGAUCUGUUUUGUGGCCUACUUUGGUGUAUCUGCUGCUCUCACACUUAUGAUGCCUUACUACAUACUGGACAAGAAAAGCCCACUACCUGAAGCCUUUAAAUAUGUUGGCUGGGAACCUGCUCGCUAUCUUGUAGCUUUUGGCUCUCUCUGUGCUCUCUCUACCAGCUUGCUGGGCUCCAUGUUCCCUAUGCCUCGUGUCAUAUAUGCAAUGGCUGAAGAUGGAUUACUUUUCCGGUUCCUGGGGAACACACACAAAAAAACCAAGACCCCAGUGCAUGCGACCAUCGUUUCUGGCAUUGUUGCUGCUAUCAUGGCACUACUGUUUGACCUGGAUGUCCUGGUUGACCUCAUGUCUAUUGGUACACUGCUUGCCUAUACCCUGGUGGCAGCUUGUGUUCUUAUCCUCCGGUACCAGCCUUCUCCACUCCUCAAAUGUGAUUUGUAUGAAAUGACUCAAUUUGGAGUAAAUAAAAGCAGCCCGGCAAGCCAAAUGAACUGCGAGGAUUAUCAGGCUGAAGAAAAUACCUCAGUGAGCUUUAAACUGCUGUUCAAACCAGAACAACACACCCCAACUAAAUGUUCCGGAUUAAUUAUUUAUAUCAAUGUUGGAAUCCUCUCGAUUGUUUUGACUUGUAUUUGCAUUGUACUGGCAAAAUGUUAUGAGGAAUUAUCCAAUGGACAUAUCAUCUGGAUGACGGUACUUGUGAUACUGUGCGUCGUUGCUGCUAUUAUUACCUUCAUUAUAUGGACACAACCACAGAACGAAACCUCACUUAGUUUUAAGGUGCCACUUCUGCCAUUCCUUCCUAUUGUCAGUAUGUUUAUAAAUGUUUACCUGAUGGUGAUGUUGGAUUUGGGCACCUGGAUUCGGUUUGGAAUUUGGAUGUUAAUAGGUUUUGUCAUCUACUUUGGUUAUGGAAUGCAGAACAGCUCUGAGAACGAGCAAUCCUCUUUCAGUCCUGUAGGCUCGGAUAGUCAAGAGAAAAUGGAUAAAAUGCUUGACUGCAACAUUUUACUCACUCCAGCAAAAAUAAAGGAAUUAUCAACAGUGUAAUAGAGAAAAUAUUGAAAGGGGUGAUCCCUAUUUACACUGACAUUUAUUUUUUCUUACUAAUUGCAUUUAUUUCUGUUUUUCAUAAUGGAAUGUUACAAGUUGAGAUGACAUAUUUUGCCUUUUUAUAUUUCAGUGCUCCUCACUUCCUUGAGGGGUUAUGCAGUCCACCCAAGGCGAGGGGUUAUGGGAAGGUUUUAUUCCCACUGACAAUUCAUUAAUAAUAAAAAGGCUACUUAACUUC
Molecule: messenger RNA, 2285 nt
Organism: Chiloscyllium plagiosum (whitespotted bambooshark)
Lineage: Eukaryota; Metazoa; Chordata; Chondrichthyes; Orectolobiformes; Hemiscylliidae
Product: high affinity cationic amino acid transporter 1-like
Biological process (GO): transmembrane transport; amino acid transport
Cellular component (GO): plasma membrane
Molecular function (GO): amino acid transmembrane transporter activity
Source: RefSeq, a predicted model, not a curated record